AUGCGCUCAUUAACCCUUCUUCUACUCGUCGCGAGUGGCCUCGCCUUGAAAUUCGACGAUUGCGAGCAACAACCGAAAGCGCUCAAUCAGGUGCGGCGAGUCGGCCCGAAGCUCUACUCGCACAAACUCGACUUUUACCACCAAAAAUCGCUUCCCUACAAUGCGAUCCACGCGUUCACCGACGUCUUCUUGCAUAUCAACUUGACAGACGCCGAUCAGUAUCAAUUUUAUCAGGGAACAAACUGCACCACCGUCCAACAACUUUAUGAUAACGACAAUCGUUACUUUGGGCUUUUGAGAAAAGCCGCACUUUUGCGAUCCCAUCAGCUGUCGCCGUUCAACGACACAAUAAUUGGAGUGUCUACGGCGGAACCGUAUGAAAUAUCGGUGCUAAUUUGGAAAGUAAACUACAUUCGAGUCGGUGUCUACGUGGGAGCCAUUUUGCUGUUCUUGUUGGCGAGCAAGUUGGUGCGAAAUGUACUCUUCUACUACACCAGUGGAUGCUCGUUCGGUCUGUUGGCGUCGCUGUUGCUAGUGGCGUUUAUUGUGUGGAGAGUUGCGCCGAAGAAAACGCUCGGAGUCCCGAUUCUCAUCGGUGGAUGGUCCGUUUCGCUCUACAUGCUCCACUUCGCAUGGACCAAUCUGCAAAGCAUUAUGCUUGAAUACCAAAAGUAUGUCAUUGGAUACUUCGCCACUGUUCUGCUGGUUUCGAUGGCCUACUGCUAUAAGAGAGGCCCUCCGACGGAUGCCAGAUCCCACGACAUCGCUCAAUGGACACUUCAACUCGUCGCACUCGCUUUGAUCUACUUCUCGGUGCAAGUGGUUGAAGUGUCGACUGGAACGAUCGGAGCGCUUAUCGUCCAACAGAUAUGCCGAAACUUCUUGUUCUCUGGAUUCCAUUGGUUUGGAGUUGGGCUCGGCUCGCUUUGGAGGAAGAUGUUCCCGUCGAAACGACGACUUUUGAAUGAGGAGGAGUACGAUGAGAUUGGGCAGAAAACGACGAAAGAGCAGUUGGCACAGCUUAGGGAGUACUGUAAGCAAGAGAACUCGCGGCCAUGGAAAAUUGCCGGAAACGUUAGAAGUGCUAGACGACUCGCGCGAUUCAUCGAAGGAGAGGAUGAUCACAUAACGGAGGACGAGAUUUACGCACACGAGAUGACCGGAGACGUUCUCGAUCGUGAGGAUUACGACGAUGACUUCGGAGGUGUGCGAUACGAGGAUUAUGACAUGGAGACACCGAACGGAUCACAUUAUGAGCUGGAGGAAGAUGAGCAGGACGAUGAGCAAGAAUGGGAUGAAGUCGUUGUGAAGAGACGAGGAUCAGGAUACGGACGACAAUCCGUCCAAUCAAUUCGUGUUCCACGUAGCAUCUCCUCCCGCCUCCUCUCUCCUUAUCAGCACCAGAUGAAUCGCUCAAUGGGACCCGCAGUGGGCUACAGAAGAACGUCUGAAGCCGCCCAGCACCGCCAGAACGGUUACUCGGAACAUCGUCCACGUGCGCCACGUACAGAACAGAUCUACAGAAGCCGACGCGUGGAAUACGACGUGAUGAGUGGACGUGUUGAACCGCCACGUUUUGCCACGUCAUCAUCUGGGUCGGCGACAACGACGUCGUCGAUUACAGGAGGUCUGACGCCGAGCGAGUACAUGCGACGUGCCAGAAAAAUCGAUUCGGCAUCGAAAACGCCGACUAGAAGAGCGAAGAACUCGACAGACAGUCGAAAUCGUACGGAUUCAGAGGAAGCUGACGAAUAG
Molecule: messenger RNA, 1755 nt
Organism: Caenorhabditis remanei
Lineage: Eukaryota; Metazoa; Nematoda; Chromadorea; Rhabditida; Rhabditidae
Exons: 7
Coding region: 1-1755 (584 amino acids)
Cellular component (GO): nuclear envelope
Source: RefSeq, a predicted model, not a curated record